AUGGACACAAAUAUGCGUGAAGCAGUCACGGCCCAAGAAAGGUUAAUGAUAACUUUGCGCUUUUUGGCAACUGGAGAAACAUUCACCAGCCUGCAGUUUAUAUUUCGUGUUUCCAAGUCGUUAAUCAGUAGCAUUGUGAAGGAUGUGUGUGCGGUUCUCAACGAACAACUACGGAGCUAUGUAAAAAUGCCGUCAAAUACACAGCAAUGGCGAGAAGUAUCGAAAAAAUUUGAAGACCGAUGGAAUUUCCCCCAUGCCAUAGGUGCCAUCGAUGGCAAGCAUGUUCGAAUUCGGGCACCAAGCCACAGUGGAUCGGAGUACUACAACUACAAAAAUUUUUUCAGCAUCGUACUACUUGCGGUAGUCGACGCUGACUACAAUUUCUUGCAUGCCGAUGUUGGAGGAAAAGGAGGCAUUUCAGACGGAGGUGUAUUCAAGAAUAGUUGUUUGUACCAGCGUUUGGAAAACAACAGUCUUAAUAUCCCAGAACCUGAGCCAUUGCGGAUUCCCUACACCAUCCGCGUUCCAUACUUCCUGUUAGGAGACAAGGCGUUUGCCUUUACUUCAUACUGCAUACGUCCCUUCGCAGGUGAACAUCCUACAGGAAGUAUGGAGCGAUAUAACAGCUGCAGUGGCAUCAGCAACAGCAAUAACAGGAAUUUAGCAACAGCAACACCGGGCAGUACAGUUUUCAGCAAGGGCAGCAGCGACCUCAGCAACAGUGGAGAGUGUUGUGGACAACAGGAACAGCAGCGGCACAAGCUGCGGACAGUUAAUUAA
Messenger RNA from Anopheles moucheti, 780 nucleotides. RefSeq names its product putative nuclease HARBI1. The record is from RefSeq and is a predicted model, not a curated record. NCBI's taxonomy places the organism in Eukaryota, Metazoa, Arthropoda, Insecta, Diptera, Culicidae. The transcript has 4 exons. Bases 1 to 780 code for a protein of 259 amino acids.